Colletotrichum paranaense is the source of this 207-nucleotide messenger RNA. RefSeq lists its product as uncharacterized. The transcript has a single exon. NCBI's taxonomy places the organism in Eukaryota, Fungi, Ascomycota, Sordariomycetes, Glomerellales, Glomerellaceae. The record is from RefSeq and is a predicted model, not a curated record. The coding region runs from base 1 to 207 and encodes 68 amino acids.
AUGGCGAUCACUGAUAAUGUCGGUCGCUUCAUGGGCCUCAAGUUCAGCUGGAAGGACUCAGGCGAAUCAGCAACAGCCACCUUUCACAGACGACUAGCGAUUCAUGACACAAGCGCGCAGUCAAGAGUCAAUUUGACCUGGUUCUUGUGUACCACAUCCUUUCUGACUGAGGUUCUCGAGGAAGCUUAUUCCAGCACGACGAUCUAA